GACAGUUUUUAAAAAUGGAUUCUUGGAUAAAAGCGGCGCUAGUCAUAGAUGUUCUUGUAAUCGUUGCAAACACAAUUGAAAUUGGUAUUUUGUUAAACAAAUGGAGAACUUUAGAUCGCAUUGAACAUUUAUUACUUAGCCUUUCUAUUUCAGACUUUUUAACUGGCAUAACGAUGUGUUGCCAAGAUGUCUUGUUAUUAAAGUAUGUUUUAUUUGACGAACCUCCGACAGAUAUUGCAGUAACUAUUUUAGAAUGCAUGUUUCUUUUCUCAGUGUUUGCAUCAAACUUUCAUGUACUUGCAAUAGCGGUUGAAAGGUUUUUUGCUGUAGUAUUUCCAAUGAAACACAGAUUGUUUACAACAAUCAAAUGUAAAGUGUUUACAAUUUCUUUUGUGUGGAUAACUGCGACAAUAUUGUCUCCUAGCAUAUGGUUUCUAAUUCAACAUUUUGAAAGUGGAAAAGAUGUUAAAAAAUUUGGCUAUUAUGCAUAUGCUGCAAUUUUAAUGUUUGCUUGCAUAUCAGUGUUUAUUAUCUAUUUAGCACUAGCCGCUGCUUUAGUUAUUCGAAAGUGGUUAAUAUCAACUAUGCUGCCAGAUCAGAAAUAUCGAAAUAGCAAUACCACUUGGUUUUGUUUACUUAUCGGAUUUUCAUUUAUUGCUUGUUUUUUACCGAUGUCGUUAGGGCAUUUGUUCGUCUUUGCACAUCCAAUUGCUUCGCUGCUGUUUGGUUUGAAUCAUUUUUUAAAUCCAUUUAUUUAUUUUGCUAAAUAUUUUUACACGCGUAAACGAAGUGUUCAUUUAGAGAAAAAAAGCCGGUAUAUAUCAAGGGUGCGAUUGCUAUCACGCGGCGAUUCUGCAGUAAAAGACCAAUCAAAAAAAUAGAAUUCUUUUAAAACUUUCUUUUAGAUCCUACAAAUUUGCAAAAUUCUGAUUGGUUGUUUUCCAUCGAAUUUUAGAAACGUUUAAAUAAUUAAGUAAUUUUAUUUGAAACUGUAAUUUAUUUUGUUUGAGUAAUCAAACUGUAAAUAUAACACAAAUUAAUAUUUUCAUGGAAAUCGAUUGAUGCACGAUCACAAUGGUCACAUCGAUGACUAGACGAUCACAUUGCUUCAAGCGAUUUAUUCAAACAUUUAUGAAAGCACAAAGAAUUUAAAGGAUUAUCUUUAAAAAAAAGUUCUUUUAAUUUUACGUUUUUUUAAAAAAAAAAAAAAAGUU
Molecule: messenger RNA, 1214 nt
Organism: Hydra vulgaris (swiftwater hydra)
Lineage: Eukaryota; Metazoa; Cnidaria; Hydrozoa; Anthoathecata; Hydridae
Product: melanocortin receptor 4
Biological process (GO): G protein-coupled receptor signaling pathway
Cellular component (GO): plasma membrane
Molecular function (GO): G protein-coupled receptor activity
Source: RefSeq, a predicted model, not a curated record